Trypanosoma conorhini is the source of this 3876-nucleotide messenger RNA. RefSeq names its product putative protein kinase. The record is from RefSeq and is a predicted model, not a curated record. Gene Ontology annotation, molecular function: ATP binding; calmodulin binding; calcium/calmodulin-dependent protein kinase activity. NCBI's taxonomy places the organism in Eukaryota, Euglenozoa, Kinetoplastea, Trypanosomatida, Trypanosomatidae. Gene Ontology annotation, cellular component: nucleus; cytoplasm. Gene Ontology annotation, biological process: protein autophosphorylation; intracellular signal transduction; peptidyl-serine phosphorylation. Bases 1 to 3876 code for a protein of 1291 amino acids. The transcript has a single exon.
AUGUCCGCCUGGGAAGGGAAACGGGAAAACAACGGCGGCAAUGACUGUAGCAGCACUCGAACAGCCUGCGAAGGAGGGGCCGAGGAAGGGGAAGGAGACAAGUACGUCCAGCCACGGACACCAACGUCGCGCGCCGUGGUGUCUAUUCCACGCGAGCUGUCACACACGCCUGCCAUUGCUGGGUUGUCGCCUACGGCCCAGACGCCGUUUAUUCAGCGAUGCCAUAUGCACCGCGGUGACAACAACACGACCGACAACAACGAUGGCCAUCUCCAGCGGCCGUUGGAACAGAUGACUAUCGUAUUUGAGCAAGAUGGUCUGCAGCUCACAACGACGAGUCUGUUAGGUAAAGGCGGCUUUGGUCGUGUGUACGCGGCGCGGUCAAAUGGCGGCGAGUUGUACGCGUUAAAGGCCUCCGCAAAGAAAAUGACAGAGGCUGACUGGUCUCGUCUCCGUAAGGAGGUGGAGCUAAUGAGUCACUUCUCACGGCACCCAAACGUGGUGAGGUUCAUCGCCGCCGGGCGUGACGAGGAAAGCGCGUACGUCGUGAUGGAGUGUUGUGCCAGCCGCUCGCUCCACGACGUCAUCGCCAAUCACGGUUUGGAUGUGCCGGAGAUUCUCUGGGUGGGGUGGGCGCUAGUGGACACGAUUGCCUUUAUGCACUCCAAGGGCUGCAUCCACCGCGAUCUCAAGCCACAGAACCUUCUUUUUGACUUUGAUGGGAACCUGAAAAUCACAGACUUUGGCCUCUCCAGUCGGGUGGCGGAGGCACAACCACGCAAGACGGUUGCGGGCACCGCCAUGUACAUGGCGCCAGAGAUUGCCGAAGCGGUUUACAAGCGCAUGAGUAACUCAACCGAUCAGCAGCCGCUCCAGUACGGCCAGGAAGUGGAUACCUGGAGCAUCGGUGUCGUGCUAUACGUCAUGCUGACUCGCAUGAACCCGUACGUGGAGACAAUGGAAAGGCGAGGGACACGUGACAUGGACAAAACGCAAAAAACCCUGAGCCUCUUCAACGCCGUCGCGGAUGCGGCGUGGAGUUGGCCAACAGGGUGGUCAGGCGACCCGGAGAUCUGCGACAUUGUGAACCGGGCACUUCACCGGGACGCCAGCAAACGGGCCUCGCUGCAGGAGCUGUUGCAUCACCCCGUCUGGAAUCGACGUCCGCUGUCGUGUCCACUCUCCCUCCUGUACAAGUUGAAUUUAUUGGAACGCCCUGCUUCUUCCGCCUCCCGCCACGCCUCCACGCGCCGUUCAUUGAGUCGUGUUGCAGAAAAUCUUCCAAUUCCUGCUACGAAAAAGACUGCAGAUGAUGUGCUUGUGGAAGGAAUGCGACGCGUCCUCUUGACCGAGCAACGGGCCCGCGCAAAUCUGGUGCUGGAGCACCAUGAAACGUUACGUGUCCUUGUGGAGUUGUUGAAGCUUUCACGUGGGGAGGCGGAUGUGAGACGAAGCAUUGAAGAGAAUGAAAGGCGGCACCGCACUGUGGUGCAAAAUCAAAGUCUAACGCGUCAAAACAGACGUAGGGGGAGUGAGGCACUUGUGUCGUCAUCCUCUGGGGCAGACGUGGCGGCGGAAAGUGGACCUGCGACGCGCGCCUCACGCGUGCAUAGGCAGUCAAGCGUCAUGUUGGUGGCGCAUGAGGGUGCGCCGGAGGAGGAGGCGGGACGCAUUGUCCGUGCCUCCCCGGACAAGUAUGCCAUGGUGUAUCCAGGUCGAGAAACUGCCACACGGUGGUCGUUGCGCCCCGUGAUUUCGCUUCCCCGCGAACUUAACAGUGAGAUAGAAGAGUUCAAGUGCUUGAACAAUCACAUCAUGACAAAGCUGACAGCCAUGCCUCAUGGGUACAAUGGAUUUGAUUGUAACGUUUGUGACCGAGAGAUUCUUAAGAUCACCCCCGAGACUCCCGCCUUCCGCUGCUAUAAGUGUGAUUAUGAUCUCUGUAUGCGGUGCGCCUACCAAGGACGCCUCAAGGACGUGAAUUUUGUAUGCGUGUCAUGCGCCAAAAAGUUUACCUCCUCUGCCAAGCUGCAGGCACACUCGCUACAGUGCCGUGGGCCUAGCUGGAGUCCAUCCCCACGCCGUUCCUCACGUAUGAACACGAUGCUAUGGGAGGAGGCGGAAACACAUCGUGGCAGUCUACUGGAAGUGCGACUUCCUGGUGACCCAAGGCCCCGGCCAAGCGGACGUCAGUCUGGACGCAGCUCCACAGGACGCGCCUCCUCUGGUGGACGCAUUAGCGUAGGUGACAGCCAUGUCGCUUCCCCAGAGGAUGUGGGGGCGAUGGUGGUGGCACACCGUGAUGCCUCCUUCCCAGAUAUGCCCAAUUUAGCCUCCACGCAACGACAGGCGGGGAGCGGUGGGCGGCGAGGGUCCGGCGGAUUAAGAGGAGAGGGUCGUGCGGAGACCAAUGGCAGUUUUUCCUUUGAGCUUCCACCUGAAAUUCGUCUGUCAAGGCAAACGAAAAGGGAGCGAGUUCAACCACGAAGUUCUGCAGAGAUGCAGGACAUGAUAGACGUGGCGUCCUCUCCAGUUAAAAAGAAGGAACGCACCGAUACGCGAGUAGGGGAACCGAGGGAGGAGGAGGAGGAGGUGUCUGCUGCAUCUCCUUACAAAGUGAACGACAAAGGGGAUAUUAUUGGUAUAGCUGCUCAGCAUCGAGCUGCAAGAGAAGCCAGUCUUCAUCAGCAGCAAGGCCAAGGCCAAGGCGUUAUCGUCAUUCGAGCCGAUACGGCUUCCAAACCACCAGAGAUGUCUAGGCAGCCCCGAGUCCCACGCAGUGCUUCUUCGAGUCGUUCUGCGGGGGCGAAGCCUGUGCCGGCAACGAACGCGGCUCCAAAGACGAUUCAGCCUCCCUUGGCGCAAGUGACGCGAACAGUCAGACCUAUUACCACGAACAUCACGAUCACCGGCUGUGAUGCCGCUCAAGUGUCAAAGAUGCCACAAACGGGGCGUCAACCCUCUGCUGGUGGUGUGAUGACAGUGCAUGGUGGGCCCCCGCUGCCACGUAGAGGACCUGGUAUGCCACAGAACACACCAUACCCGGUGCCACAAGCCGUUCCACCACCGAACUUUCCUGCACCGCGUCAACCGUCCCACCCGUUGGUGCAAUCUGGCAGUGGCACGCGUCCACAUGCUGGGAGCCAUCUUCUCCCUGGUGGCAGUAAUGCGUUUUUGGCGCUCCCCCGUGAGGAACAGAAUAGACAGCGGUUUGUUGACGAAUUUCUUAGUGGUGGAUGGGUUCGCUUCUACUCCUUCACCAACGAGGAGACGGUAGUGAUGUAUUACUGCGCACAACCCGGCAGGUAUGGCGCCAUGUUUCCAACAGAAGCCGGUGUGGGCACGGCGGUGGUGGACGUCCACUCUAGAUUGGUGUUGUAUGUGCCAUGCAUGAACAAUGAGAGCACAAAUCGCAGCCAGCCGCAUCCGCAUGUGCAGACGUUUUACGACGAGGACGUGCGACUGCUCAGCGUCUCCGAGGCACAACGGUAUCUAGGCGGCGUGUUAGACAGCAUUAUGGGGUUUGUGAAUGAGGUUGCACGACUUCGCGCGGAGGGAUUGACACCGGCGGCCGUUCACGCGGCGUACAUUCAUCAGCGUGAUAAAAGCGCCGUGCCCAAGGACACAAAGUUCGUCUAUGUGCGAAAAGUGUUCCCAGACCCCUCUGGCUCCUUCACACUCUUCCGUCUCUCCAACCUCCGCUCACAGGUGGUGUGCAACACCCUCAUGGACAUUCGCUGGCAGAGCGAUAGAAGACACAACGUUGGGCAAAAGUACUACGUUCUCGCAGACGGUACGGCGGAGCCGUUCGUCGUGGAUCACACGGGCAUCCUCACGCAGGUCGAGACAGUACUGAGCAACAAUUUCCGCCGCUGA